Messenger RNA from Porites lobata, 18949 nucleotides. The record is from the annotation of a GenBank genome assembly. Lineage: Eukaryota; Metazoa; Cnidaria; Anthozoa; Scleractinia; Poritidae.
CUACAACAGAAUUUGACAUGGCGGCCACGCGGAUAACAAAAUUUCAUCUUGCGUUCACUGUAAAUUCUCGCGUAUUUGGUGAGUGACAAUAAUAUUUGCCUAUUUUUGCUAUCGGUUGAAAAUCUAACAUUCUGAUAGUUUGUAAAUGGCAGCUCCAUAAGACGACAUUUUCAAGAUGGACAGCAGCUCUGAAAAACCAUGUUUGCGCUUCCUUUUUUCAUACCAACUCGCGGUCCUUCAGCAGAGUGGCCGGAUUAGAGGAGAUUUCUAACGAAGGUAACAAGGUCAUUUUAUACCUGGCCACCUCAUUUACGUUUGUCGGAACAUUUUCAAGAACUAGGUAUAACACAAUAGGCACUUUUGUUAUUCAAUGAUAUGCAAAGAAGUGACCGGGCAUUCUGAAAUUUAGCCAAGUAAAAAAAUAUAUAUAUAAUUCUUUGGGGAUCAAGCUUCAUUUUUCGCGAAAUUCUUCAGCUAGUAAACAUAUAAAGUCAACUCCCAUUAUAGCAGACGACCUUGGGACUGCGGUUUUAUGUCCGUAAUAGCGAGAGUCCCUAAUAGCAGGGUGAGAGAAAAUAAAAAGUUCUGUUAUCAAACAAUAAUAUUAUAAAUAACAUUUGCUAUGUUCAUAAGGUUUAAAUGUGCUCCUUAUGUGAAUAACGUAACAACACAAUUAAUCAAUGAAGUUCUUUGAUUUUUGCGUUAAACAACAAAAUGUAAAGGAAUGAACUGAAUAUGUAACAGUAAACAAUUUCUCAUCAGAAACGUGUCUGACACCACAUUUAGACAUGUGUUGUGCUUUUGAAAAUGGCACAACCACAGAGGACUGGCAAUAAUAGUGCUGCGUGCAGUUACUAUUUAUAGACCUGAAACUCUGACAAACUAACUGAAAUUAACAUUAGCGAAUUCCUCACUUUUGUCUGACUUUUGUCAUUUAAAUGUCAUGUUGGUCUGUCCUCUGUCAUUGGAAUUAGAAAAAUGACAAAACUCAGACAAAAAUUGCAAAUUAGUCACUCUGAUGUCAUCCACGUCCUACGCUAUUGGCGGGAAAAGGAUUAACAGAGGUGGCGGCCUGGGCCUUGAGAUUCCAGUUAUUUAUUAGUUAUUUGGCAACCCAAAAUAUCUUGCGAGACUUCUCAACAGUGCCGAAACUGUUAAGCGGUUGUUGAGAAUAGAACACGUGGGCGUGAGCUCUCCUAAAGAGGUGGGGGAAAAAAGCACAAGCUCAAGUGAAGAAGUCAUUUCCAGUCAAACCUCUGUAGCUUUUGCUGGGGAUCUGAAUUUUGUGCGUAAUAGCGAGCGUCCACAAGGCGGGAGUUGACUGUCAAUUAUUCUUAAUGGGUAGACUUACAUUCUUCAGGGGUAACCCAUAUUCUUCAGGGGGAAGACCCAUAUUUUAUGAAAGUCUUCAGGGGUGAAAGCGAUUUUAUGAAAUCUUCAGGGGUAAAAGGGAAAGGUUAAUCCUUAACUUGGGUGUACUGAUAUUAAAUGGAAUAGACUCAUGGGUAGAAACAGUCAAAUCUCCUCGUUCCUCGCUGCUAGGGACGUGUGCCUUGACAACAGAAAUGUUAAAAUGAUGAUGUAAAUGAAUGGGUGUGUUCAAGUUUAUGUUUCUCCUGGUCCAGGGCUCGAAAUUCUUUAGGUUGCCUUUUUGUGACCAGUUGGAGGAAUCUAGUCACCGUGCAGAUGUAAAUUUUCAGUUACCAUUUUCUUCAAUGAAAAGAAUAUUUGGGGUUGGUUGAAAAUGUUUAAAAUUGUUUAAUACAUAAAUUGGCCUAGUUGAAACAAAUGAAUGUCAUUGAAAUUUAGUGUAUGAAGUUCCUUUAAAAUGGGGUUUGGAUGAGAUCAAUAGUUUAUGCCUGUUAAUUUUAUUGAUUUUAUAUUUUUAUUCAUUCUUAUGUAGAAAAACUGAAGAACCUAAGUCAGAGAGGUCUCAGAUUUUCAGGAGACAAGUCCAAGACGAUUGGACAGCCAACCCCAGAUUCACAUCCACACUUAAUGGAAGAGGAUGAAAGUAAGUAUUACCGGCAAACUGUGCAAAGAAUAAAUUGUUGCAAUGUAAAAGUUGCCAAAAACAAAUAUUCAAUCUCAACAAUCUCUGUCAGUGAGUGCAUGCAACAGCAUUUUGAAUGGAAUGAGAAUUUGUUCACAUGUAAUAUAACUAGGCACACUUGAGCAAUGAAAAAAUAACCUCUAAAUGUAAAUAUGCAGCUAAGGAGCUCAGAGCUGCAUUUUUGUACUAUAUAAAGCAGAAACUCAUAAGGGGUUGAAACGUGUAACUCUCAUAUGUUUGCUUUGUCCGAUGCUCGUGAUUAUUCAUUUUCAAAAGUACCAUAUUUGGAACGAGAAGAAGAGAUAACUGUCCAAUCAAACUUCAUAAACAACGUGAUGUAAUUCCAGCGCCCGCUUGAAAAAAAUGGCCGACAAACGGGGGGGAAAACUCCUGAAAGCCGAGAAAGCUUUCAAAGGUUGAAACCAGGAAUCUAACUCAUUUAGACACUGAGCAGGAUAUUAUUGCCUUACCACCCGGGCUAAACAUAACAUUAUGAAACCCAUUGACGUCCUUGCAACUUCUUGAAGUUGUCUCUUCAAAAAACGAUGCCUCAUUGACCCUCUGCACAGUAAACUUAUACUGCAAAUAGGCUUUUAAAAUUCUUAUAUUAAAAGUCUAGAAUAAACAGUAAAAAAUAUUUCCAAAUAAAAUUGAUUAGCUGCAUAUUGAAAAGUGUCCAAAACCUGAAUCUGACAUCUUCGCAAAAAGUGAUGAGUGUAAUGAAUGUGAGCUUAAAUUCAGCUUGGAUGUUGUAGUCACGAUCGUGUUUUGAGCUAAUUUUAUGAACAAACUCAAAACAAUAGAAAAACCGUUUCUUGAAAAUUUUUAUUCAAAAUCCAAAAAGUUAAUCCUUUAAAGCAAUUCGGAAAACACUAUCUGGAUCGUGGAUCCGUUCAUGCAAGUGAAAUCAGCUGAACACAUGGCAAAAUUAAACACAAAAUCCAUCUCAAAUUGGAGCACAUUUUGUAAUUUUUCUUUAGCACCAAAGAGAAAAAUUUAUAAAACGUCUAUGAAACAUUUAAAAAUACAUAAAUUCCCUUUCAAAAACGUAAUUGUCUUGGCCAUAGAGUGCAAAAUGUACCUGAAAAUUCAGCAAAAACUUCACUGCCUUGGUUGCAUUUCAAAACAGACCAUGCGCUCCGUCGAGAAGAAAACAAGUUUGAAUUCCUCGAAGGACGAUUUCUUGAUGAAAAGCUUCCCUUUCUCCACAAAAAGAAAGCUGAGCAUUCUUUUGAACUUUUUCUUUCCAUUUUUUGUCUUUUAACAGUGUAUUUUUAACCUUGAAAUGCAGAACUCUUGUCUUAAAACAUCUGCAUGGUGAUCGCGCAGCAGCCAUUUUGUUGAAACUGGAUAUCUGUCACUAAGGUUUACAAAUAUGGUAAAAGUGAAUAUUCACGAGCAUUGAACGCGAGUUACACGUUUCAACCCCUUAUGGGUUUCUGUAUAAACCCAAUAGACCUUGUUACUGAUAUGGCAGCCAUAUUGAAUUACUUCAAUAAUCAGGAUUAUUAUGGGAUGCCCAGGGGGCAUGAGCACCAUCUGUUAUACUUGCUUAGUAUUAGAAAUAUUAAGAGAAAAUGUCCCUGAAGGCAUGUGUUAAUGCUGACAAAUAUACUGGAAUGUGCUCAUGCCCCCUGUGCAUCCCAUAAUGCUCCUUAAUUCUAACCAAUUCAAUAUGGCCACCGAAUCGGUAAAAAGUUCUAUUACAUUUUGAUAUUUUGCUUGGGGUACUCCAGGGUUUGAGCCAGGCCGCGCCAUUGCGCCAAUCCUGCACUACAAAAAAAACGGCCAAGGGGACAAUUUGUCCCCUUCAAAAUUUAGGGGAAAAACUCGAAAGGAAGCACACACGAAGAGAUUUAUUUCAGUACAGAAAUUGCAAGCUGAAACAGAACAUGGAAAGUAUAUUUUAUCGCACCUUUAAAGUUCAUUCCAAAGUUACGUUUCAGUCACACUGUACUGCUAUUUUUGUCGGAAAUCUAAGACAGGGCUUCUGAUUCUUCGCGCGGUCGCGGAGCCGCGAAAUUCACAAAAACACGAAAAAUACCGCGAAAUGCGGUAGGAAUCUUAUCAAAUACAUGUCUGUAAAACACAUUUGAAACUUAUUUCAGCUAUAGGGGCUAUUUACUUGCCGUAAACUAGAAAUUUAUCUUGGAACUUCGUCACUGAAACGUGCAAACAGAUUAUGUUGCGAACAACUGGGCACUAGCCAUGAUGUUAAAGGCUUUGCCAUUGGUUCAUUUCUGGAGCGUAUUGUUGUUGAAAGAGCAAAUGAUGAGCUCUGUUAGAAAAACGUUAAAAAGGCUGGUCUGAUCAGCGCAAAACUGAUCGAUUUCUAGCGAAAUUUGCCUUGAAAAUAACCACAAAAUCGGCCGUUUUUUACCGAUUGCUUUUCGGUGAAGUUUGCCCCAAAAACUCCUGCGCAAUCAGCCGAUUUUUCCGCAAAUUUGUCCCUAAAAAUCCCGCGAAAUUUGACUUUUUCUUCCGAGACCUAUCAGAAGCCCUGCUAAGAAGACAAACCCCUUUGCAUCAGCAGAAGGGUGUACAAAUUUCUGUCCCCCUGAAAAUGAAAAUGUCCCCCAAAAAUUUAGCCAAGGGAACAAAUUGUCCCCCAGUGAUCAAAUCCUAGCUCAAACCCUGGUACUCCAUAAGAAUUUAUGGUAAAUAAUUGUAACAGCCCUGAUGUGGCACUAAUUCAAGGAAUUCAGUAUAACUAAAAUAACACCACGAAGCAAGUCUAACAGAGCACUGGAAAAUUGUUUUCAUUAAAAAACAAUGUUCUCAGUCAGUUCAAAGUGAUUAUAUUUUGAUCACCGCUUGCCCAUUUAGUUCUCUCUCCAAAAUUCUUGUAAGAUGUAGUUAGUGGUUACCAUUAUUUUAAAAAAGUUUCUGUUUUUUACUGUAAAAUUGUUGUACAGAUAGAAAAUAUACCGUUAAAAUUAUAAGAAAAAUAUCUUUGUUGUGUCCAGUUUUUUCAAAUAAACACCGCCCUUAGCUAAUAAGCACUGCAUUUGAGGCACGGAAAAUUUACUUAAAUAUUAAGAACGGUGGCCCUUAUUAAGUAUUAACAUGUGCCACAGUGCUUUAUAUUCGAAUCAAUAUGGUAGCAAAAAUAAAAUUACUAAUCUGGUACUGUAAUCAAACUACCAGAAAAAGCCAAAAUUUGAAUUCUUGUGACCCCCCCCCAAUCUUGAAAAUCAUUGACAUGUUGCUAUAAUUUACCAUAAAACUGGAGUAGAAAAAAAUUGAAACCUGUUCUUUAACUGGUGGUGGCUGUUUGCCACAGAUGUGUUUGCAAAUUGAGAUGAAGCUGUGUAAAGUUACUACAUCAUUAAUGAUUAAUAAAAAAUUCAAAACUAAUGCUGUUGUCUGGGUUCAAGGAACCACAUGGAAGACACCCAAGUAAAUUGUAUACAAUCCAGUGUAAACAAAAAUUAAUUGUAGCAAUUUCUGUCCAUUUUUUGUUUAUGGUUUGACAUUUUAAGACUGUAUUUUAAAAAUGUACUCAGUUUUUGGUAAGUGAGAAAUAAUAUAUAAAAUAAUUGUAAAAAGUAGAACGGUAGGACUGGAAAUAUUUAGUCAUGUAUUUGGUUGAGACUGACUUUUUUUUUAUGACAAUAUUAUUUCAGCUGAAGAUUCAUUAAAAGAAAAUAAAAAAAAUUGAGUGCACAAUAAUAUUUGAAUUUUAAACUGUGUUUAAAAUUGUAACUGAUAGUGGUGUCAUUCAGUUUUUUCUUUGGUUUGAAAUUUUCGUUUGUCUUAGAGCCAUUACCAUUUUUUCAAAAUAUAAUACAAAAUUUAUUUGGCUUUAAACUGGGAACCACAUGACAAAUUAACAUUAAUUUAAGAAAUGUGGCUGGUAAUUCCAUCAUGCGAUAGACUAAAUGUGUGUCAACCAGUAAGGUCUUUUAAAUCAUUUCAAAAAAUCUCUUUACAAUUUAUUGGACAAUUUUUCCUCAAGAUGGGUUUUAUUACUAAGUGUCUACUGAUUGAAGCUCAAAAUCGUUGACUUUAAUUUUUCUUUGAUUUGCUACAUUUAUAAUAUAAAUGUUCUUUGUAUAGCAAAAUUAACAGCUGAUGGCGUAACUAGUGCAGGUUGUUACCUGGUGUCACAUGUACUUGUUGUUUGAUUGAAUAUGAAGGAACAAAAGAACAGUGAAUUAUGGGAAGUGUUUUUGUGUGCUAUAGCACAUGGACUUAAAUGAAAUGUUUCUGGCUGUUAGGAAGUCUACACCCAUCCCUCUCAUUUAAUUUCAUUAUCUUGUGCUAGAACUUUAAUUAACAUAUACCCUGGUAGAUUAUCACUUUGACUUCCUCUCUGACUGAUCAGUUGUGAUAGAGAAGGCAGUGUUUAAGAGAUUUAUCAGACAACUGUUUUUCUUGAUUGUGUCAAGAAUCAAGCCACUUCUGCUGACUGCCCUGCCAUAGUUUUGAUAUUCUGUCUGCAAUGGGUAAUUUUACCAUUCGAAAAGUGACAGAUCUGGUGAUCCUGGCAUGCAUUUUAGUUGCCACAUUUGCAACAUUAUUUACACACUUCCAUGGGCUUAGGGUGCCAUUUUUCAAGCAAGCAACUGAAAAACUGAUUUAUCUGGGAGAACCAUUAAAUUUGGAAGGAGUUUCUUAUGACACCUCCAAUGAAGAUGCAAUGAUGAUGGAGCUACUAAGACCUUCACCCCCUGAUGAGUAUCCAACUCCAAGACGUAUCAGGAGGGGGACAUCAGAUGACACCUCUGGUACCCUGUUUUUUAUGUGUAAUGCCAUAGUUUGCAUAUCUUAGGCCUCGUCCUCACAUAUCCAGAUAUUUAUGAAAACAAAGAUUUUUUCUUCACUGUCAUAAAAGCAUACAUCUUAGUACAUGUAGUGUAUUUGAAUCUUUUUGGCCCAUCCAUGGGAAAAUGCCCAAACAAUGGAAAUAUGAUGGCGUCCAUUAAAGAGCCUGUGCUGUAUGAUACAUGCAGAGAUCGUUUUUAAUCUGUCCAUAAGAAAAUGAAAAACUUAAUAUUUUGCUGAGCAGACUCUAAAUAAGACUAAAUAGAUAGUACCAUGUGAACGUAAGGCUGAAGAGAUUUCAUUUGAAUGGUAACGUCAUCGAAUUUUGUCCACAGACUCAAAAGUUACAACUCAUACUAAUAAUUUAUUAUUAAUAGUAACUUGUACUGAACCCAGUUGUUGAUAAAGUAGCUAAUGCUAUCCACUGGAUAAAUCCCUGUCCACUGGAUAAUGCAGCAUUAGUUUCUCUAAUAUUUAUCUGUUGAAUAGUUACCUUAAUCUCACUUAAUUUCGUGAACAUAUUAAAUUUCGCGAUUUAGGAUUGCGAAACUUAAUACUCGCAAAAGCUAAAAAUCCCUCAAAAUUCCCUCAAAAUCCCAAAAAAUAGCAAAUAUAGCUAAUGGUUUUUUUUUUUGCAAAAUUUAAUACUCAGGAAAUUAAGUGAGAAUAAGGUAUUUAUCUGGUGGAUAGCUGAUGAACAGGUUUCAUUUGAAUGGUCACUCCUCAUGAUUUCAUUUGCAGACUUGAAAGAACAUUGGAUGUCUUCAUAAUAUUAAUGUGUUUGGAGCUGAAAGGGUUAGGGUUGAACUCUUGAAAAGUGAGAGGGAGCAGGUGGAGUUAUCUUUACGUUAUUAAACUUCUUUCUUCCAGUUACUCCUGGCAUUUCCAAGAAGGAAUACAGAGACAGAAGACAUAGACUCCUCAGGUAAGCCAUCUUGGGUACCAGUAAUACAAAUUUUAACCACCUUUUCUUAUGUAAACUGGUCUUGAUUUAGUAUUUGACAGUCAAGCCAGGUCAAGCAUACCGCCCCCCCAAGAUGCCAUUAAUGAAUUUGUUAUUCAAAAGUUGAAUUCGUUGGUAGUUGCAGAUUUCAGAUUCAUGUCUGCAUUCUUGCAUGCAUAGUAACUCAGCCAUGAGUUCACACUCGAGGCAGUUAUGAAAUUUCUGCCAGCUCAGUUUCCCUGAAUUUGAUGUAAAUGUCUUCUAAGAAACUUAAUCCAUUCAAAGAUUUUCAAUCUGACUAAUUACAGAGAAGUUCUUGUAAACUAUUCACUGCUUAUUACAUAUGCAUGAAUGCCGAUUUAAAUUUGCCACUAGUUACGGGAACAACUAACGGAUUCAUUUUUCAAAUAAUCAAUUAAUUAAUAGAAUCUUGGUUGGUACGCUUCACCUCCCUUGACUUUAAGACUAGAUGUACAUUUGUAUGUGUGCAUGUCUGGAAAUGUGUUAGCCUGCAAAGCAGGCAUAUUUUGCGGUGCGAACGGUGAUACUUUUUUGGGGGGGAUGAAUGCUCUCCACCAUCUUGCAUGUUGAAACUAACAGAGAGUUGGGGAAAAUCAAAAACUGAUUUCAAGGGAGAGGUUGGGGGAUUUAAAAUAUAGAAAGGUGAGGGAGAGAGUAGGAAAACAUACUCCCUCCUUCCCACCCCUCCCCCUUUUCCACCCCUCCUCCCUUAAUUUACUUUUUCGUUCCAAUCUUACUACCUCUGAAUCUCUAUUAGAAAAUAACGCCUGCUCCAUGUGCUAGAUACCUGUAGUUGCCAUGCCAGCCAAUCUCAUUUCUUAGACUCAGAGGAGUACGUUGUCAGGUUUCUGAGCCCAAUUUUGGGUUUAAGCUUAGCAUAUUAUAGACAUUGCUUUAACUUUGAGAUGGAAUACUGCCUAUAAAAGUAAUUAUUGCAUCCCCCAAAUGAGGUUGAUCUGAAGUGAUAUAUGUAAGGUAGCAUAAAUGGUAGACCAAACACCAUUAUAAACACCAAGUAGUGUGAUGUGUAUAACCAGUUUCAAGUCUCUAAACUAGCACUAGUUUUAACAAAAUUAAGCACUCAAUUGCUGUUUCUUUAAGCAACCAUACACUUUCAUGAACAGGGGCAGGGUAGGUUGAAGCUUGUGAAGAUAGAUCUUCUCUCUAAUUAAUGAGAAAAUCAUUAUUUUCAGUUGUAUUGCUAAAUGAUUUUAUACUUCUAGAAUUUUGUUUUACUUUUUUUGUGUCUUGCAGUUUGCUUGCCAAGACACAUUUUGGAGAAACCCAUGAUAAACACGUAGUGAUCAUUCCAAGUAAUCCAAGAUUGUACAUGACAACAGAUGUGCCGUAAGUCAGAAAUGAAACUAAACCAUUCAACACCUGAACUAUCUGUAAUUGCCUGGGCUUAGUUUUAACAGUCAUAGACAACUUUGACACUUAAGUGCAGGGAGAAAAGAUCUUUGAACUUUGCCCAAAUGAGCAAGAUUCAGUCAAGCAGGGUGUAGAAAAUUAUGCAAAAAAACCUGUUAAGUGACCAAAAAUUCCAGUGAAAAUCUUGUCUCACUGCCCAGCGCUAAUUCCUUUCAGAUAAUUUCAUGAUCCUCUCGAUUUUCACAGAAAAGAGGCAAGAGGGAGAGGGAUUGAAAGUUUAAGUUGAGGGGGCUGUGUUACUUUAAAGCCAAAAUCAUCUAGAAAUUUUGCCUUGUGUGUGUUACAGGUCAAAUUUGAUUUCAGGUUAAAUUUUUUUUAACCCUUUAAGCCCCAGUGGUGACCAAUAUCAAUUUUCUCCCAACGUAUCCAUACCUUGUCAAGAGAUAAGGCUAUGAGAAUUAAUGAAAUGAUCACUUAAGAGAAAAUGCUUUGAUCUUUUAUCAAAUUCUCUCAACUACCUCUUUAAGGAAAUGUAUAGAGAUCAGUUUGGAGAAUUUGUAUGUAGUUAUUGGGACUUAAAGGGUUAACCUCGGUUGACUCACAAUUUCCUUUCUCUUCUAUGGCUAGGAGACAAAGGAAAUUGAGAAUCAACCUAGGUUAAAUCAAAAUUAACCUGAAAUCAAAUUUGACCUGUAGCAUAUGCAUUCCAAAGAUCAGAAGCUGUAACUUAGCAUCAGGAACAGAAUGCAGAAUAUAAUGCUCGACUUCUGAACAGUUUUGGUUGUUUCUGGCCAGAUAGUGACUAGAAAAUGGCUCAUAACCAGCUUCAAAUAGCACUUUUAGCAAAAUUUCUUGGCCAAAUGGGUUAAUGAUGGAUUUCCAUGUUCAAGGGAAUAAUGUUAUUUUUGGUUGGUAGAGUGAUUUUGCAUAAGCUGAUUUUUAUAUGCUAAAUUAUAAGUUUUAAGGAACAAUAAAGAAGAGAGCAAAGUGAGAGUAUUGUUAAUUGUAUUGCCAAACUGCAAGUGUGAUAAAAGAAUGAUAUUUAAGAUACAAAAUCUUCACUUUUACUCAUCAUAAUCAGAAAGGUCUCAUCUAGUUAUUUUUUUGGCAUUUUUAGGUACCCUUUCCGACAAAACACAGAUUUUCUAUACUUAACAGGAUUCCAAGAACCGGAUGCAGUUUUAGUUUUGCGUAAGUAGUAUUAAUAAUACCAGUAGUUACCUUAUAACUAUAACCUUAUAUUAAAACCAUGAAUAAAUGAAUUGGUUUCUAAUAAUUGUCUUAGUUGUUAUUCAGUUUUGAAUCCUGUAAGGGACUCAGACUUUUUUCUAUGCCCUGUGCUUGUGAUACAACAAAUUUAUAUACAUCAACGUUUCCUUUACUGGAUUAUUUUAUUCUACAGCCCUUAAUUAAUGUAACACUGACCUUUAUUGAGCAGUCGACCCUGUUAAGUGGUUGUGGUCACCUUGCCACCAUUCCUAACCCCCGAGAUGAGUCACUCAACUGAGAUGGAUAAGUGGUCUGUGGAUGCAAUUCCAGUGUUUUGACAUUAUGGACAAAAGUUCACCUUUUAUGUCAUGGGUGACGAAUUACUCCUUAGCUUUGGCGUGAAAUUUCACAAGGUUACAAAAAUUGCCCUGGCAACCUUCAGUAUGUCUCAGUGCCAAGAUGGUGACAAAGUUUUAAAAUUUUGUGAAUGAAGAUGUCAGAGAUAAAAAACAUCCCUUCUAGCAGUCAGAGACAAGUAGAUUUUCUUGAUGUGCAAGUAACUUUUAAAGCUUACUUGCCCAAUAGGGUCUUUGACUUAAUAAUUUGUGAAAGCUGCUUGCCCAAAGGACUAGCUGAGAUUCAAGUUUUUUUUUCAAGCCCUGUCUUACAAUGUAGCAUGAAAAGUGUCUAAAAUCACUGUUUUUCUUUGUUUAAAAUCAUGAUCUUGGACCAGUUGGCUAAAUCCUUCUCCCAUCAAUUUUUGUUUCUUUGUUCGUCAAUGCCCCUUUGUUUUUAUCUGGAGUUAGAAAAGUUAGGCAAGCUGACAUUGUGUAAUCUAUGUCCGUUUUUGCUGAUUCAUUCAUACACUUUGUUUUCCCAAUUAUUCUGUUGAAAUACUCCUUGUGCUUUCUACAUUUCUCUUGACCAGUUCUUUAAAAGGGCCACAAAGGGUACCAUUCUGUCCAAUCCCUUCCCCGAAACCUCUAUCCAGAUUUUUCUUUUGACUUUUUACCAAGAUAAAAUAUUUAUCUAUUGGAUGAUUUGCCUAGAUAAGUAACGCUACUGACAAGCUUAAAUUUGGCUUUUGAAUCCUGUCAAGGACUUAAGAUUGUAGUCCUUUUUGCGUAUUUCUGAACUGAAGGUUACUAGAUCUUAGUUUUAUAUUGCACAACUUCCACUGAUGGUACAUGUUGUUGAUAAUAAUUGUUUACAAUGUAAUUCCAAGUUUCAUUUCUUCACAGAGUCAGUAGAUGGACUUCCCUUACCAGCUCAUAAAAGUACCUUGUUCAUCCAACCACCUGACCCAAAAAGGUGAAACAACCUUUAAGCUUCUCUGAGUAGAUAGAUUAUUAAUUUUUACUUGUAGUACUCCUUGGGAAAAAAAUGUGCCUUUACAAAACAGAUUACUUAAUUCAAUAUUGUUUCCCGGUACCUGUGUCAUGAUUUGUUUGGAUUCCUAGUCUACCACAGUAUUUUAAAGUAAUGUUUGUCACGUAAUAUUAUCUACACUAGCGUUUGUAAUGGCCUCGAAUUUUCCUUCUUAUUUUAAGGGAGUUGUGGGAAGGCAAACGACCAGGAACAAGAGAUGCAAUUCUCUUCUUUGGAUUUGAUGAGGUGACUUGAUGUGUUAAUUAUCACACAAACCUUCAAGAUUUUCCUGACACUCUAGCAUCAAUGUCCAGUUCCUGUACUUCAUUUGAACCAACGUCAUUUUGGCGGGAAAAUGUGAUAGCCGUCGUCAGUCUCCUACGACUUCUUUACGAGUUUUAGCGAGAAUGUCGUAGUUGCCAAAACGAGCUAGCAAAUGUUAAAAAUUUUAUCAUGUAGCGCUCGGGAGAGGGUAUUACCUCCUUUAGCGGAAAUAAGCAUGCUAAUUUUUUAGGUUAAAACAGUACAAUGAAGCCUUUCGGGCUGUCUGUAUUUUUAGAGAAUAGGCGAGAAAACUUUAAAUUUUAAUGUUUUCCUCGUCCUCAAAUCUAAAGCUCUCUAGCAAUUAUUAGAUGAAGCUGAUUAUGAUCUGAAGAAUUGUGCAGAUCACGGAGGGUGUUAUCUUCAGCCUCGGCAGAAAACACCCUCUGAGAGUUGCAUAAUUUAUUUUUUCAGUUGAUAUAAAAGCCAGGUCCAUUAAUCGUCUUAUUGUUCAUGCAAAAUAAUUCAUACUUAAAAACAUGCUUACUUCGAUUGAUGUUAUUUUCCUGUUGUCACUUCGUUGUUUCUGUGAAAAUUCAGAGUAUAAAGUGAUGUCUCGUCUAGGGGAUAUUCGUCGAUGUUUCCUAUCGCUUUGUUUUUUCUCAUACUGUCAAUGAGAGCAACUCGUACUAAGAAGGGGUACCUUUAGCUGGAAAAGAAAGAAAGAGCAAACUUUGCAGGCGCGGAUCCACACCGGUUUCCACUGUUUUACCGAAAUCGGUCAGAUUUUUGAUAAGAAAUCUAUUUUUUAACAAUAAAAAAACUUUCCAAGUUGAAAUCUUAUUCUCUCUUGUUUAUGUUCAUUCACUAAUGAAAUAAUCUGAUGGAAUAAUCUGCCGAAUUGCAAGGCUUCAUCCGAGGAGAAUGGUACUGGCCAGUAUCCUGUCUGAAUGACUCAGAAACCCAGGAAACGGGACUUUAGGGAGUUAAAAUCCCAAGAAUUUCUCAAUGGAGCAUGCCCCUGGACUGCCCCAGAAACUUGUGCCUUUUGCGAGCGUUUAGGAAAUUGGUCAAUAUUUAUCCUAGAUCCCUGCCUGUUUUGUAUUGAUACUUUCUAUAACUGGCAAAUAUAAAAUGACAAUAAUCCUGAAAACUGUUUCUAUUUCCUCUUUUCUCUUCAGUCAUAUUCAGUUCGGAACCUUCCUUCAGUCCUUAUUGAUAGGUAAGUUCUUGUUACAUGGUACGUCUUCACCUCAAGUUUUAGUUAGGUAUUGUUGUAAUGUGAAAGUCUAAGUAGUCAGAUUAAUUUCAGCAUUAUACCUUUGUGAAUAAGUGUCCUGGAAAUCACUCAACAAAACUACAUACCAAAACUAAAGCGAACAAAUACCAAGGUGUAUGUUUGAAUAAAGUCUUGUUGUUGUUGGAAAGGCACAAUCCAAUGUCAUGUUAUUAAUGGCUUCAUGUUAUGUGCACAAAAGAAACAAGACCCCCAGUGACCUCCUUUCCAACAAGGGGUAGGACAUGUAAGUCAGAGUAUUAGUAUCCAGAGCUAUUAGAGCUUGGGUACUGCUUGACACGGUUUACGGUCAAGUCGCACGAAAGUCAUCUCGCCCGAAAUUAUAUCGCCCGAAACCAGAUUUAUGUCACUCGAAAUUUUUCGUCUCGGGGAUUUCGUCAAUUCGCCCAAAAUUUUAUCAUGCUUAGCAACAUCGUAUCACCUUAAUCGCGCUUGUUUCGUUUCAUGAAAUCUUCAAGAACAAGAUGUAUUACUCAUUUGACGUGCCUGUUUCGUUUACUUAAGGCUAAAAGAACGGGAUACGAUACACAUUCCUCCCGUUUGUUUCGUCUCACCAUAGCAUCAUUGCUUAAAGAGCGAGACUUAAUUAUCACAAUUAUUGUCACAUUAUCGCUUAAAUAACGAGGUAUAUUACAUACUCUCUUUAUUAAAAUUUCGGACGACUUGACUAAACAUUUCGGGCGAAAUGACUCUGGUUUCGGGCGAUAAAUUUAAACUUCGGACGAGAUGACUUUCGAGCGACUUGACCAGUUACCCAUGUCACAAACCUAUUGAAAAGCUUGUGGAAGUCAGACUUAACCAAGACAACGUUAGGUACAUCCUCUCCCCGUAAGGCCAGCUGGGAAGUUUGCUAGUUAGGUAGCUCUGGGUCUGCAAUGGAGGUAAAAAGACCUUGGGACGGCUGGGAAAACCCUUCCAAGUAAUGUAUGAGGCACAAACUCCAAAUUUUGAUUACAACUUUUGGAUCGGCUUUAGGUUCAUCCCUUGAUCCCCUACUUUCCUUAAGCAAUAUUUUGCAGGAAAAAGGAACUUAUUUGCACCGAUCUUGCUUGAAAUUCAACGUUGUUUGGGUGAAAUGGGGUAGGUAGCCUGUUGCACUAAGACGGUGUCGGGUGAAUGUUCCAACACUUUUCACCUGCAUUGUUGUUAAAACGUUGAAAGUGUAACUCAAUAAAAACUGAACGCUUUCCUUUCUUGGAACACCGUUUACAGGUUUGCUGGCAAAGACUUCUGUGUUUGGUAUGAUCAUUUGCGACCUCCCCACCCCACCCUUCAUGACGAAAUCUCCAAGGUUCUGUUCAACUCAGAAAAGUUUACUUAUAAAAGUAAGUGUCUUUGAGAGAAUUAUGACUUGAGUUUUGAUACACCGUGACGUUUUUAGCCUUCGUUGCUUGGGGUUUGUAUGGUGAGAGGGAGAGAGAGCUUCUUGUUCCCGCCCUUAGUUCUGCCCGUGGCCUCGCGCGCGUUUCCUCUUUUUUUUUUCUCUCUAUCGCGAAACAAACCUCCAGAUACGCGCGCUAUUUUUUCUGAUGCUUUGAGAUCGAGAAAUUCGAAGCGGUUUCUUAUGGUGUAAACAAGUUCCACAGUUAAAUGUAUCUCUUGACCGGAAUAAUGCAAACAAGCAACAAAAAAGUAGUAUGAUGUCUUAAAUGAAAGGUUUCCAGAUCAGUCUAAGAUUCUGAGAAACUACCCACCUACCCGUGUCCUAACCAGCAAUUUUGCCCUGAACGAGAAGUCAGUGUAAACUUCGGGUUAUGGGAUGGGUAGUUGAGCUGUUUGCAUUUGUUUAUUCUAUCGACUAGUGUUACUUAUUUCCUUUUCAGAUUUGUUGAUUCUUGGCCACAACACGCACAUGUUGAGGCUUAUAAAAUCUGAAGCAGAAAUAAAACUCCUCAGGCAAUCAGCUUCUUUAACAGCUAAAGCUUUUAAGAAGGUAAGAAAGAUGCCACGUCACAGAAACCCAGUAUUGUGUUUCUUUGUGCGCGCGCAGGGAGGGGUGAUGUGGUGGGGGGGGGGGGGGGGUUGGGGCAUACGCGUCGUACGAAACCAUUUUCAAAGGGCGGGAAAGAGACCUGGAUCUCGACAUUCAUGCCUGCCUAUUAUAGCGAAGGACUUUCGGCAAGUCUCCAAAUAUUUUGUUGGCUCUGUGUAAAGAUUAGAAGUUAUUAUUUACCAACUCAAUUAAACCUCGCAGAAGCAAGAAGACUUCGGAAAGAAGGUCCAUGUUUUAAAUGUGAAGCCGUCGUUACUAUGGGAAACGAAUUCAUCAUGAAUUGAUCGCCAAAAAAUGGCGGUAAUUCCUUCCAAGAAAUUGUUGUUAGAAGGAUGGCCUCCUUACCCUUGUUUCUUUGUUUCUUAAGGUGAUGCAAAGCACUCGUCCAGGCCUGGAGGAAUCCCAUCUCCACAACAUAGUAGAGUACGAAUGUCGGAUGGCAGGAGCUGAAAGGCUAGCUUACCCUCCUGUGGUAGCAAGUGGACCAAUGGCAAAUACUCUACAUUAUAUUAACAAUACGCAAGUUCUCAGGUAAAUGUUGAACUAAUAACUAUGUUAUUGUUGUGAGUUAAUCAAGAGUUUUGGACUUGCCUUAACGGAAAACGGCAAGCAUCAGAUUCACGUUGAAAAAUAAUUUUUCGAAUGGGAAAUGAACAUAGAAGAAUUUUACCAAGUAACUCUUCUUACGGAUGAAGUGCAUAAAAAAACCGAACAGUAAAGUACAAUUGAGGGGAAAAACUUAUUCACGUGAUACACGUUCGUGGUUUGCCAUAAACGCGAUUCUUAAUCUUUCUAAUAGCAAGAACGCUGACGUUUCGGACGUCAUGAUUAGCAAGCGGAAGUUCGAUAUCUCGCUUUAUGUAACGCUUGUCUCACUUAACGAAUCUGAAUGCAUUUGUUUUAACUCUCGCUGAACGAAGUUGUCGAGUCAGAGCACUGAAAGAGAGAAAAUAUCAACUUUCGGUGGCUAUUUUUCACUUCCGGGACGUAUCAUUACCAGCUGUGAGACUGUUCUUUUCCCCCUUCUUUCCAUUUACCCACGCGCACAUCUCAAGAGAUUUGACUGGGGACUAGUCAAGGAACGCUUACUUUACGAAGGAUCUAUUAUAUGACAAAAAGAGCGUUUGUUUCCUCCGGAAGCAAAACUGGUAAUACGAGAAGGGCUAAACAGGUCCGUCAUGUUAGCCCGCCGAGAUAGUCAUGUAUUAUUAUUAUGUAAAACGUCGCAAUGAAAGCACAAAACUCAGUCUUGAACACGUCUCAAAAGUGAUCUUUCGCGGCAGGUUAUUAAACUGUUUAAAGUAAUACCCGGUUCAGUCGCGAUCCCUUACGAAAGGUGCUUACACUGUAAAUGUAUUACGUAUUCAUUUUGCCUUUUAAUUUCUGUAGGGCUGGCGAGCUUGUGUUGAUGGACGCUGGGAGCGAAUACCAUGGAUACGCCAGCGAUAUCACCAGAACAUGGCCGGUCAGCGGUAAAUUCAAUGACGCGCAGAGACAGCUGUAUGAACUGGUGCUAAGAGUACACAAGAAGUGCAUCAAGGUAAGAUUUUCCUGCCCAGACGACGGUAACCAUUGUUUCCUGCAUCAAAAUCAAAUGACUAACGGAAGGAAAGGAAAAAUAUCGCGGGGACCGUAGACAAUUCUUGUCGUUGCACAUGUAGAUGAUGGCAAACCUACUUGAAAACUUUUAAGCACAUGAAGAAAUCGCGGUCGUCUUCUCACCCCACCCUCCCGCUUUAGGUAAACGGGUGUGGCAGUUUUAAGAGUUAGAUGUUGAUGUGAGUGUUUUAAAAUAAACGCAGUUAAUGGCUGUAGUUUGAUCAAGAAAUGAAAAUACUAGUAUGUCUCAGAUUAAUGUUUCAUUCAUGCUACAGCGAGCGACCUAGUGACAGCGUUUAUUCGCCAAAACAAAACAAAAGAAAUUGAUUUAGCCCCUAGUACCAUUUGAGGAGAUUGUUUUACGUCUGCUACUGGAGACAGGACAGCUUUUUCGAUUCAGUUUGGUCAUCGGAGCCAGGCGAAGGUCUAGCCGUUUGUAGGACCAAUGCGGCAUUACGUUCAUUUCUUAGUUAUUGUAGACCCUAAGUGCAAGUCUGGCCCAGAGAUCGAACUCACGAUCUUCUGCUCCGCAGUUCAGCGUUCUACCAACUGAGCUACCCCAGGCACAGUUCACUGAACUACCACUAACUAGAAGUGCUGCAGUGAAUGUUCUGCAUUGAAAAGGACGCUAGAUUCGAGAAUUAACACUUUUGGUAUCCAAGCUAUCCCUGUCUAAAAAGUAAUUUCAUUAGUAAGUUGAUUUUGCGAGUGUGACUGCAACAUUCGAGCUGUCAAUGUGUUUUUGUGCUUCCAGCUUUGUCAAAAAGGUGCCUCACUUGAUUACAUCCACCAUGCCAUGUUAAUACUCCUUGGAGAAGAACUAGCCAGUAAGUACACAUGUUUUUUAAAAACAAACUGUUUUAUUUUUUUGUCUUUUUCUUUCCCUAUUUUUACAAUGCCCUGUCGACCUUCUAUUUGGCCUUUGCGGUGUAGCUGCCAUCUGCUGUCAGUCUGUGAAGAAUCCCGUGGUACUGAUACUCGAUCCCGUGGUAGUAAUCCCUGAUCCCGUGGUAGUAAUCCCCGAACCCACCGUAUUGAUCCACGAUUCCGUGGUAUAGACCGUUCAUCCCGUGGUAAUGAUCCCUAAUCGCGCUUAUCUUGUUGUGAUCCUAAUAUGUCUACAAAAAGACAAGCAAGGCCUGUUUUUCAAGAAAAGGUUUGGCUUUAAUGCUUUUUAAAAUGCCUUUUUCUUGGUUCAAAAUUAAACUAGGUCCCGUACGGUAUCAAAACCUUUUUUACUUGUAGGCAUCAUCUGACUAGUUUUCAUUGUGGUCUCUUAUCUUGAUAGAAAUCAAUUUUAUUCCGAAGAACCUUACAGAAAGUCAUCUAAAAAGGGUAAUUAUCUAGUAGUUAAAUGGCUUGUUUUCUACAAAUUAAACUAGAACGAUCGUGAAAAAGCACUUUUCUUUGCGUGUCAGUAAAAUCAAAUCCUCUCUUGGUAAAAUCCGUUCUCAAGUAAAUCCAGGUGCUUUUUGGCUCAUAUGAAUAAUCAGGGCUAGAAAAUAUAGAAAAUUCUGUAUGAAACUAGGUUGAAUACUGGUUCGACCUGGGAACGGAUUUAACCUACGAAAUAAAAAACUGUGACUAUAUUAUAUGAUGUUGUCAAUGUUAUGUUAUAACAAUGUUAUAACAUCAUUGUUAUAACAUUGUUAUAACAUCACGGCUUAAUUGACCGACAACCAAUAACAUCGCGGCUUUGACUCUGAAGAUGAAUACCGCACAUGUUGUCAAAACGUUAGUCACUAUCGACAAUAGUCCUAUUCAGGACUUCACUCACCCAGAAGAUCACAUUCCACCUACUUAUGAAGUAACCCUUCUAGUGCAACUCUUCUAUCACAGCGCUUUCGAUGGCACAUUAAAUUAUCAAAUUACACUGCCCUAGAAGUGUUAAUUUACGAAUUUUGUUUCAGUAACCAUAAACUGUAACAUAUCUGUGUCUGAGCCCUGAACAGUAAUUCGUUUCCAGAGGCUGAAUAUUGGUUGUGUGGCUUUCAGGCUGCUAGUGAAUUCUGCCCUCAUCACGUGGGACACUAUCUGGGGAUGGACACCACGACACGCAUUUGGUGA